Molecule: messenger RNA, 1524 nt
Organism: Aspergillus ruber CBS 135680
Lineage: Eukaryota; Fungi; Ascomycota; Eurotiomycetes; Eurotiales; Aspergillaceae
Exons: 4
Coding region: 1-1524 (507 amino acids)
Source: RefSeq, a predicted model, not a curated record
AUGGCGAACAUUCCCGCCCAGAAUGGUACACCAGGAACCUUCCAACAGUCUCAAGAUCUGAGGGUGUCCUCCAGUGGGACUACAACGGCAGUUCGCAAUGAAUUUGAUAUCGAGUUUGAGGACACUUGUCCGGUAGAAAACAGCUCGAUAGUGUCUGAGCAGGGUACAAAGACAAACAACGCCCGUGGCCACCAGGGUAAGAAUGUCAAGGAUAUAUUUUCGAGCCAGAACGCGCCCUCAACAAUUGAUUCAGUGGCAGAGGCGACACAACUACAGACCAAUGAUGGUGAUGGUCGUGAAAUUGUGCAUCAUGGACCGGCUGUCGAAGUGGACGACGUCAUGCAGGAGCAGUCGCAUCAGCAGGUGUUUCCAUCGAUGGAGACCGCCAAUUAUUCAAACUUGGAACAGGUUGGAACUGAGCAAGAGUAUCCAGACCCUCCAGUGGCCACUAGUCUGGGCUUGCCUGAAGAUCACGUUGAGGCUUUUGGAAUUGGCCGCCAGAGCAGUGCAAGAAUGUCACCGCCAGUAUGUAGCAACUCAUACGCGCGGAUCUCUCAGUCGCCUUCAAUGGGCGUCUUGGAUAACACACUGAACAUCGGAGGUGAAUCUCGAGCUGAGAAUAUUCAGUCUGAGGAAACGGCUGUCGAGGAAUCUAAAGGCGAGGCCACCCCAAGCCAUGAAGAUGAAAAUGCAAUGGAUGAGGUGAACAUUACUGAAAGCCUCCGAUACAGCAGCCUUGGGGUCGAAAAUCCAAGUGCCGAUACGGGUGGGAGAGAUGAGAGACCCGAUGACAAUGAUGGGGAAGCGAAGACGCGCAGGCAUCCACCGAGGGUGAAGACAACAGCUGGAAGCACUUCAUCCAUGGCCAAUGAUGCUACUAGAGAGCAUUUGUGUCUGUCCCAGAGACCACAGGACAGCAGCAUUGCAUUCAUUGAUGGAGCACAGGAGGUCUUUGGCUGGGGAAUUCUACGUAUCCAGCCCCAUGGCCCUCGGAAUGCGUAUAUCAUAACAUUUCUCCCAGAUGUCAUUCCACCAGCGUCUACACCAUCAACAUCUGAGAUGCCUUCUGAGAAGUCGUCCGAUUUGAGUGACCAUGGCCCGGAAAUUUCCGCAAGGGCGCAAGUGGCUGGCAAUAUGCCAGGUAUACAAAAUGACAUUCCCAUUGACCCUCUAAUUCUCACUGAUAAUGGGCCCUGGGAGGCAGGAGAUCUGCGUCAACCGUCCCCGCAGAGUGAUAGUCCUACAGUUUCGGAGAUGAUAUGUCCAUAUCCAGACCCUCCACCCGUUUUCUGCAAUGCACCGGACCAGCAAGACUCCAUCUCAAAGGGGCAGGACGGUAAUCCUAGGUCAAUUAGCCCCCCUCACACCAGGGGUCAUCAGCAGUCCCCUCACUCCUAUCUCAGUACUGAAGCCGGCAUUUAUUCUUCUGAGAGCCCUCUUGAUACCUCGCACGGCGACAAAAAGUCUAAAUCUCGCAAGCGAAAGCCGCACCAAUCACAUGAACAAUCAUCCAAAUGGGUCUGA